Hibiscus syriacus is the source of this 552-nucleotide messenger RNA. RefSeq lists its product as uncharacterized. Bases 51 to 524 code for a protein of 157 amino acids. The transcript is spliced from 2 exons. The record is from RefSeq and is a predicted model, not a curated record. NCBI's taxonomy places the organism in Eukaryota, Viridiplantae, Streptophyta, Magnoliopsida, Malvales, Malvaceae.
CUCACUUUUAGAAUCUAAAUUCAUUUGGUGAAGAAAAAGUAAAAGCAGCCAUGGAAACAGUGACGGAAGAUUAUUUUGAGCCCUGUUGCCGGUGGAAGAGAGGAAAAGAUUACGAUACAAUUCAUAUCGAGCUUGAUGGUUUCAAAAUCGAAGACGUGAAAGCCAGACUUAAACACGUUGAAGAACACAGAUAUGAAAUAUCAAUCACCGCGGAAUCUCCGAGGCGUCUGAAGAAGGCGAUCGAGAUCCUAGGCGAUUAUUACAAUUUAGAGCAGAUUCGUGCAUUAUUUUCGAAUGGGAAUCUCAAUCUAGAAUUGCCCAAGAAAGGUAAUAAAUUCGAAAUCUCGAUGCCGAGAUUGGAAAUUAAGAAGACUUUCCAAGAAGCAACGGAAGAUAUGAAGAAUCAGAUUGUUUCUGCCGCUCAAUAUUCGUAUUCAAAGGCAAAUAUCGCAGCGGUUGGUUUAGGGUUAAUGGCCAGUGGGCUGUUUGCAUAUAAGUAUUAUACAGAAUGUUAUGGUUUCUGAGAAGUAAUUCCUUGUUUAAAAUUUGUAA